This is a messenger RNA of Triticum aestivum (bread wheat), 3101 nucleotides long. RefSeq names its product laccase-19. The transcript has 2 exons. The coding region runs from base 1184 to 2839 and encodes 551 amino acids. NCBI's taxonomy places the organism in Eukaryota, Viridiplantae, Streptophyta, Magnoliopsida, Poales, Poaceae. Gene Ontology annotation, molecular function: hydroquinone:oxygen oxidoreductase activity; copper ion binding. Gene Ontology annotation, cellular component: apoplast. The record is from RefSeq and is a predicted model, not a curated record. Gene Ontology annotation, biological process: lignin catabolic process.
UAUUGAUGCGCUUCACGGGAGAAAGUUGCAAGCCUCGCACCGAACUAGUCCAUCGCAUCUCUGAAGAGCGACGUCCGCUGAAACCGCCCUCAUGUAGUCGUCGUUGCCGCAGGGGCCCCGCCACGCGCAGCUCUGACUUCUCUGUCACAUCAAGAAACAAACAAAGGCGUGCCCAUUGGCGCAUCAAACCACCAACAUCAGACGGAUCAGCCGCAACCCAGCUCCACACGCCACCAUGUUGUUGCCGCACAAGUCACAACUUCCACCACUCGCAUCACCAGUUGGGCACCAGCUAACCGUGAUGCUGUGCACGUCCAACCCAGGGAAAGCACAGAUGGAACAAGUCUUCAAGACGACGCCCCAAGGAGGGAAGCGAUGCUAAAACGAUGUCGUCGCCCGACCCUGCGACAGGGCCAUAGGCUUUCACCCGAAGACGAACCUCGGAGGUGGACAACGCCAAAGAGAGCUCCAAGACGACCCUUCAGAAAGGAAGAACGACGCCCACGGAUGCCGCGUCAUCGACGUCGGCAGAAGCCACGCAGGCUAUCACCCGGAGCAACUGGCCUCCACACCCCACGCAACCCAGCCACGGCAUGGAUGACCUGGAACUGAUCCUUAGACCCACUGUCCCGCACACAUCCGACGCCGUGGGGGUGCCACCACCACGUCGGAUCCAUCCACCUCGCCGUCGGCAAGCGCCGACGAGCCGUACCCGGCCAAGACAACCAGAUCCGGCAAUCCCCUAGUUGCGGCGCCGUCACAGAGGCCGCCAAAGGCCGGCGAGUAGCAGGCCUGCGAGCGGAGGAGCUACCAAAAGGCCGGAAGGGCCGGGGGCUGCCACACCGCCCCAACUCGCCAGCAGGAGCAACGGGCCGCAACCAAAAGCCCAAUGGCGCCAUCACCGCGGACGCCACCCACCGGAGACGCAACCUUGGAGAACCUAGCCACCAAAGCCACCACGGCGCCCCACAGAAGAGGCCUGAGCCUCCCGCCACCCGUCGAUUUACCAGCCGCAGAUCAAAGGGGAAAGCCCCGCCGCUGCUGUCUGCCGCAUGGACUUAGUCCAGCAACCUCAUCUGGCGACGAUGAGGGAAGGUAGGAAACAGGGGAGGCCCUGCGGCGGCUCGAUCUAGGGCUCCGUCCGUGUCGCCCCUGGAGGCGACGCAGGGGACAGGUGCACGAGAUGAACCAGAAGCACCUGUGCAACACGACCAAGAUUUACGUGGUGAACGGGCAGCUCCCGGGCCCCACCAUCGACAUCACCGACGGCGACACGGUUGUCGUCCACGUCGUCAACCGUCUCCCUCACGGGCUAACCAUCCACUGGCACGGUGUCCGGCAGAUGAGGAGCUGCUGGUCCGAUGGCGCCGGCUUUGUCACCGAAUGCCCAAUCCCUCCCGGCGGUGAGCACAUGUACCGCUUCAACGUCACCGGUCAGGUUGGUACAUUGUGGUGGCACGCCCACGUCACCUGCCUCCGCGCCACCGUCGCCGGCGCCUUCAUCGUCCGCCCCAAGGGCGGGAGGUACCCGUUCCCGACGCCCGCCAAGGACGUGCCCAUCAUCAUUGGCGAGUGGUGGGAGCUCGACCUCGUUGAGUUAGACAGGAGGAUGCAUGAUGGUAACUUCGACGACAAUCCUCUAUCGGCGACCAUCAACGGUAAGCUCGGCGACCUCAGCAAUUGCUCUGGCAAGCCGGAGGAGAGCUUCGUCCUUGACGUGGUGCGCGGGGACACAUACCUGCUGCGGAUUGUGAACACGGCGCUCUUCUCGGAGUACUACUUCAAGGUCGCUGGGCAUACGUUCACGGUGGUGGGUGCCGACGGAUACUACCUGACGCCGUACAAGACGGACAUGGUGACCGUCGCACCAGGGGAGGCAAUCGACGUGCUCAUGGCUGCCGACGCCCCGCCCGCGCACUACCAUAUGGUGGCGCUCGCGAACCAGCCGCCGGAGCCUGACCCGCAGAUCCCGGGGUUCGUGUCCCGUGGCCUCAUCCGCUACACGGGAUCCUCCCAUAACAACAACGGGCUGCCGGUGCCGACGCCCCUCAUGCCCAGCCAGCACAACACCAUGCCGUCCUACUACUUCCACAGCAACCUCACCGGCCUCGCCCACCCAGACCGCCAUCGUGUUCCCAUGCACGUCGACGAGCGCCUCUUCUUCACGCUCGGCCUCGGCUCCAUCUGCCGCGGCACCAACAAGACAUGCGAGCGUGGGCGGAGUCCCGAGACCAUCGUGGUGGCCACCAUGAACAACGUGUCCUUCCGCCACCCGACCAACGCGUCGCUCCUCGAGAGGUACUACGACGGCCGGACAAGUGGCCUCUACACGGAGGACCUCCCCGACCAUCCGCCACACCCGUACAACUACACCGACCGCUCCCUCAUCCCGCCGGGGCCGCUGGAGAAGGCGCUCGAGCCGACGUUCAAGGCGACCAAGCUACGGAGGUUCCGGUACAACACCUCGGUGGAGAUCAUCUUCCAGAGCACGGCGCUGCUACAGAGCGACUCCAACCCCAUGCACCUCCAUGGCUACGACUUCUUCGUCCUCGCCACAGGACUCGGCAACUACAACCCCAAGACGGACCCCAAGAAGUUCAACUACCACAAUCCACAGCUGAGGAACACGGUGCAUGUGCCCAGGACCGGCUGGGCCGCUGUGCGCUUCGUCACCGACAACCCCGGGAUGUGGUACCUUCAUUGCCACUUUGAGUUCCACAUCAUUAUGGGCAUGGCGACAGCGUUCAUCGUGGAGAAUGGGCCGACGCCGGAGACCAGCCUGCCCCCACCGCCGCCGGAAUUCAAGAGGUGUGGGGCCAAUGGCCUCACUCAGCCAUAGAGCUAAUUAAUCUGGGUAAGGACGUGCGUGCGGAAGUUGGGCCCUGAAUUUAUUUAUUAUUAGUGCAAAAUAAGAACAAAUGAAGAUGCACGCAAGGAUUUUCAUGGAUCCUUCAUUGUUCAUUGUAUCGAGGAUGAUUCUUACUGUAAAAGUUGAUAUUAUUCUUUUUUAUUUUACUUCCCCAUUGUAAUGUUUGAACUGUAAGUCGGUCCAGUAGGGUUCAGUUUUAAAGACAAGUAUACAAACUGGCUGUUAUCAUAAA